AUGUCGACCAACUCAUCUGAGCGAACGGUGACCACCACCACCGCUGCAUCUCCGAUCACCACCAACCCUCUCUCCUCAGCCCACCAUUUCGUGUCGAUCAAGCUGACGGCACGAAAUUUUCUCUUUUGGCGGACACAACUUGUGCCAUUCCUCCGUGGCCAGGGUCUAUUGGGCUAUGUCGAUGGCGAACACCCGUGCCCACCGGCGGUCAUCCCCGCAGCUCCGUCCGAUGCGUCGACCUCCACCGGCGUCACUCCGUCCGUCACGCCGAAUCCGGCUCAUGGUGCCUGGAUAGAACAAGAUCAAUCGAUCUUGUCGCUCCUUAUUUCCAGCUUGUCCGACGAGGUAAUGUACCUCGCUGUUGGCCGCGUGACAUCCCGGGAGGUGUGGCUGUCCAUCACAGCGGCGUUGGGGUCCUCCACGCGUGCUCGUUGCCUCAACCUCCUAGCCCAGUUUCAAUCCCUCCGACAAGGGGAUAGCUCGCCGGCGGAGUACCUCGGCAGGGCGCAAUUUAUUGUCGAGGAUCUCUCAUUGGCCGGCCGGCCAAUCUCUCUGGACGAACAGAACCUUUACGUGUUUAGGGGGUUACGUCCAGAAUACCGUGCGAUGGCAGCGUCGCUUGCAGUUUCCGGCGAACCCGUGACAAUUCCGCAGCUAGCUGAUUUUCUGUAG
Ipomoea nil (Japanese morning glory) is the source of this 672-nucleotide messenger RNA. RefSeq lists its product as uncharacterized. Bases 1 to 672 code for a protein of 223 amino acids. The record is from RefSeq and is a predicted model, not a curated record. Lineage: Eukaryota; Viridiplantae; Streptophyta; Magnoliopsida; Solanales; Convolvulaceae. The transcript has a single exon.